Messenger RNA from Drosophila eugracilis, 1876 nucleotides. Its product is annotated as neprilysin-4. The annotation marks the transcript as partial. Gene Ontology annotation, biological process: protein processing. NCBI's taxonomy places the organism in Eukaryota, Metazoa, Arthropoda, Insecta, Diptera, Drosophilidae. The record is from RefSeq and is a predicted model, not a curated record. The transcript has a single exon. Gene Ontology annotation, cellular component: plasma membrane. Gene Ontology annotation, molecular function: metalloendopeptidase activity.
GUUCGACAUGGAGAACAUUGCUAUAGCAUUUAGUCUGCUGCUGCUGGUGGGAAGUGGUCGAGGCCACCUGCUGGCAGGUCAGCCGGCCAUCGACCUUCGCAUCCAGGCACAGGAGCAACUAAUCUCUCAGAACAAUGAUACCGCCUAUGUCCAGCGUUUGAUGCGCCUAUCCAAGUCUGCAGAGAUGCGCAGCUAUAUGCAUCCUGAAGUGGAGGCCUGCGACAACUUCUACGAGUACAGCUGCGGAAAUUGGCCGCAGAUCAAUCCGGCCAACGAUGCCUAUCCGCGGGAGACCAACUUGGAGCAGUUGCUGGUCAAGGCAUAUCGCCACAAACAGCAGCGUCUGAUGGAGCAGCCGGCGAAUGAGGAAACGGACGAUGUGGCUGUUCUCCGACUCAAAGAGUUCUAUGCCAGCUGUCUGCUGUUCCGACAAACAUCAGAGGAUCUCUAUCAGCGUCGGUUGCAGGAAAUUGUUGCCGAAUUCGGACGGAUGCCCGUCUUGAGCCCUUUGGGUCAGGAGUGGCCAGGCGAAGAGUUUGAUUGGUUGAACACUGUGGCACAGAUCAAGCGAAAGUACGGCUUUGAUAUAAUUUUGCUUUUCCAGUUGACUGCGGAUCGCAUCUAUGUGGGUCAGCCGAAACAGAUUCUUCGGAAGGCCAGUCCACAGGCUGCAGCUGAUGUCAUAGCCGAUCAGCUGGAGCGCCACCUGGGAGUGGAUCCAAAGCUGGCCAAGACAACGGCUCGAGAAAUCGCAGACUUCGAGAAUUUGAUUAGCAUCAGUAUGUUUAGUUACAGAGUUGGAUCUAUGUCCAUAUUGCGUCCCCUCAAUGGCUCGGAUGAACACGAUUUUGAAACAGCUAAUCUAACCCGGUAUGCUGAAACUGUUCUUGAUCGCGAAUUGGGAGCCAACGAGACUCUCUACGAGCAUGUGCCUAGUUAUCUUAAAGGCUUGGCUGUCUUAAUGGCGGACUUUGAGCCGCACGUGGUGGCCAACUAUAUCUUCAAUGAGCUUCUCAAGCACUUCUACUAUGAGAGGUCGGGAUCUGUGGUGGAACAGUGUGUUAGCCGAGUGAGAGCCCUUUUUCCUGAACUCCUUGACAACAUGGUAUUCAAGCAGUAUGGAGAUGCAGAUACCCUCAGCGAUAUAAACGGCGUCUGGCAGCAGAUCCAGGAUAGCUUUCGGGGCUUACUUCAAAACUCUUCUGCUGACUGGUUGACUUCGGAGACGCGAGAACAACUGAUGGAGCAGCUGAAUACCACCAGACUAGUGAUCAAUGGAUACGCAGAUGUUAAUUUUACCCAGCGUUAUGAGCUACUAAAGCUAGAGCCACGGGAUUAUCUUCACAAUCUUAAGACCGUACUAAACCAACAGAGUUUAAGGGCCAAAGUAAAGACCGAGACAUCUAUGACCUACAAUCCUGUGGAAAAAAUAGUCCUGCUUCCAGUGGCAUUGCUUCAACCAAACUUUCUGUGGUCCCGUUACUAUCCCAAGGCCGUGCGUUACGGCAGCCUCGGCAUUUUACUGGCCCAACAGUUGGCCCACAGCCUGGAAGAUGCCUCCAAAUGGGAUGGCAAAUCAUUUGCCGAGUAUGCCAAGCGGAAAGCAUGCUUCAAAGAGCACUAUGGCCGACUACGGCUCAAUGGACAGUAUUUGCCGGAGAGUGAUCUGCAGGCGGAAAACAUAGCCGACAAUCUGGCUAUUCAAGUGGCCUACCACGCUUACAAAAGAUACUUAGGAGAGUUGGACCCAUCUUUCUUGGGCUCGGAAUCACUGCCACAUCUUAAUCUCAGUUCCCGAAGGCUGUUCUUCCUAACAUUCAGCCAGCUGUUAUGCAAUGACGCCGACGAGAACUUCCGGGACAAGCAAUCCCUGCUG